Molecule: messenger RNA, 5087 nt
Organism: Biomphalaria glabrata
Lineage: Eukaryota; Metazoa; Mollusca; Gastropoda; Planorbidae
Product: ribonuclease P protein subunit p29-like
Exons: 7
Coding region: 512-1213 (233 amino acids)
Biological process (GO): rRNA processing; tRNA 5'-leader removal
Cellular component (GO): ribonuclease P complex; ribonuclease MRP complex
Molecular function (GO): ribonuclease P RNA binding
Source: RefSeq, a predicted model, not a curated record
UACAAAAGUAAAAGAGUAAAAGUAAAAGAGAUAGACGUCUUUCCUAGAUUUAGAUCUCUAGAUCUAUAUUAAUAUUAGUAGAAUCUAUAUAGGCAUCUAGAUCUAGUCAAUCUAGACUAAAUCUAUGUCUAGAUCUAGAUAAUAGAUCUAAUUAGACUAAUGGAUAUCAUAAAGUUAAACCUAGAUUAGAUCUCUCUCAAGACUUAAGUCUGUUCUCACUCUGUGUCACAGUGUCAUGAGUGUGUGUCUGUGAAACAGUGCUGUAACUAGAUUACUAUGAUCUAGAAUAAUCGUCAAAAGGGUCCUUCGAUGUAAAGUUUUACCAAAUAAUCUAGAUGCUAGACUCUAGUCACUCUAGACUAGUGAAGUGUAAUCUGACAGUUAGAUCUAGAUCUAUCAGUUCUAUCUAGAGAUCUAUUAUCUGCCAGUACCAUUUUAUAGAAGAACAUCAUCAUUUCAUCAUCAUUCAAGUUAACAGUUAACUCAACAUUCAGAUGUCAUCAUCAUUAUCAUGACUUCAUCUGCCAGUGUUUCAAGUAAAGGAAAAGAUAAUCUUUAUAGUGAAUUAAACUAUGAAGAUGCAGGUGAAAAAUGGCACACCACAGGUAAAGAAGCAAAAUCAAGUUGGUUCUCAUCGUUCACAAAUACAAAUCUACCAGCUGAAAAAUUGCAGCCUGACAGUGACUUGAGCUCAAAGUUUGAAAGUAUUCAGAGUGGAAAGAAGAGAAAGCAUCGCAAGCUCAAAACAAAGGAGCAAAAAAAAAAACAUUAUUUGGCAAGAUUAGAGAAAAGAAGAAAGAGGAGAUUGUUUUUAUUGCCAACUGUAGCAAAAUACAGUGAUUUUGUACCAUUGAGAGACAUGUGGAUAAAAUACAUUGAAGACUUGCUAAAUUUUUCUAGCUUGAAUGGUCCUAAUUUGUCAUCAGCAGCCCAGAAACUAAUGAAAGCUGAUUUCCAUGGUUGCCCAAUUACAGUUGAACAGUCCACGUGCCCUGGACAUCUUGGCUUACAGGGCAUUGUGAUAACAGAAACACAGAAUACGUUUUCAAUUGUCUUGCCAAAUGAUACAGUGAGAUGUAUUCCAAAAUGCAACAACAUUUUUAGUUUUGUACUGCACCACCAUGUGUUUACAAUUUAUGGCAAUCAGUUAAAAGUAAAGCCAGGAGAGAGAUCUGGGAAAAAAUUUAAAUCGAAACCUACAAUUGACAUGUAGUCUCUAACCACUACUAGAAAUGGUAUCAAAAUCUUGGUAAUAGUGUACAGAUCUGUUGGUUUACUUUUUUUUUUUCCAUAUAUAUAUAUUUUUUUAGACUUGUCAUUUUCAUAUUUAACUUGGACCACAUUACUUAAAUAUUUCUCUAACAAUAACUUCCUUUAACCUUUCUUGUUUUUUAAAAAAAUACAUUUAUAUCCUUUUUUUAAAAUUACAACAACUGAUGAAUGAGGAUAAGAUUCAAGUAUCAUCUCAAUAACUGUGGUCUCGACUGGGGCACAGUCCACCAACCAGCUUCCUCCAGGCAUCUUGUUUCUGGGCCAGUCUCUGCAACUGUCCCACAUCUUGCCCAUCAUGCAUUUCAUCUGCUUCCAAAUUGUUGUGUCAUGUAUUCCUGAGCCCUUCCCUCUUCAUCUUUCCUUGGGGGCUCCAGGUGAGUGCUUGCCUUGUAAUGUUGGACGCAGGAAGAAAUGAACACAGAUUGUUCAAACAAUUAUAUGUCAGGACAACUGCUUUGUCUGCAUUUAGAUAUGACAAUAUAUGUAAGUUGCAACUGGUUUUGCAUAGUGAAAUACUGCACUCAUUCCUAAUUUUCAGAAUCAAAGACAUAUCCAUUAUCUGGCAGGUAUGUUUAUGAACUGUUUUUUUUAAUGUCUUUAAUGUGCUUUUGCUAUAUAUUAAAUUAUAUUUAUUCAUAGAAAAAAAAUGUGCACAUUUAAUUUUAUAUAAUGCCUCCUUCAGUCUGGAAGUGACUUUAAAUCAUCUCAUAGAAGUGAGAUGACUGCAGUCACCGACACAGCUGAUGUCUUAAGGAAUGGUAAGUGCUAAUAGAUUUUGGGAUCAGCAGUGUUGCAGGCUCAUUUAGGGUGUAGCACUGUGCUGCAAGCUGCUUAAGGGUCACCAGCUCCUAAUUUUUCUCAGGGUUGACUCUUUAAGCCUUUCCCAUUUUAGGGUAUAGCUGAAAGGCAGCAGAGGUUUAAUUCAGAGUUUUCAUAGUAGAAAAACUAAUAAGGUCACAAAAAAUUUGCAAAAGAAUAAUUUUGAUUGAAAACCAAUUUAAAAAAUGAUUGAAACGUGUUUGAUUGCUUUAAAAAUGCUAAUGUACAGGAUUUUAACUAGAGAUAAACUUUCAAAUAUAUUUAUUGGGUUAAUUUGAGACAGAAUCAAUAUAUAGUGGUGUAUUCAUAUUUAUUACAGAAAAAUGUACAAUACAACAUUGUAAUGAUAUCAGUAAAUAACAUUAUUUACAAAGUAUCAAUUCAAUUAUUGUGUUCUUGAGAUAUUCAGCUAUAACAAAUCAGCAAAGCUUUUUUUUUUCAACAUAUAAAACAAUAAAAAUUAUAUUUUUUUCUUUUCACUAUUUCUGGUUUCUCUAUCAAGUUUACAUCUCCUCACAAUUCUGUCAAAGUGAUCCAAGUAAAACAGUGAGAUGAUGCGAAAUAUGCCCAUUGUCACUACCUGUUAGUAAAGUAAUCAAGAAACAUUUAGAUAAUGGAAAAUUUGUUUACAAUACUAUUCUGUACCUAUUAAACAAUUAGCAAUGUAACUAUGACCUCUGCAUAUUAAGGAAUUUCUUUUGAAAAUUACACAUUCACUACUCCAUAUUAUCAACUAAGAAUUUUUUAGUACCCUUGUUAAAGUUAUUCUUUUAGCUAAUGUAAAGCUAAAUGUUCUUAUUCAAUUCAUACACUUUUGUACCUGAUGUCAAUUUAUUUUUCUUUUAUAUCUGAAUACUUUCAAUUCUUUUGCUCAUAUAUAUGUUUACUGUACAGUGCAGUACAAUUAUGUUUGAAUAAUUCCUUUCUUUACAGGGUAAUUUCAUUUUCAUGUGUAUGUCUUCAAUUUUUUUGUUUCAUUCUACACAUGUAACUAGCCUAGGUUCAUGUAAACUUUGUUUCAAUUUAAAAUCUAAACUAGAUGCUCUGUAAUAUGAUUUUUAUUUUGUUUCCAUUUUAAUAUCUUUUUUUUUUCCUAAUGUAAGCUACAACCUGUUAAUGCUUUUUUUUUUUUUUUUUUUUCAAUAAGUACAAAUUUGAUUUAAUUAUUUUUGAAAUUUCUAUGUGCAACAAUUUAUAUUUCUUUCAAUAAAACGUUUUGUCAGCUGUUUCCUUUAUGCUUUAUAUGUAACCUGGGAAAAAUACUACAUGUAAUUUAAGUGUAUACUGUAUCAAAAGAUAUUUUAUACUCUACUAUUAAAAAAAUGAUUAUACCUAACCCAAACAUAGGGUCACACUAAAGGAGAAUUUCUGGUCCCGAACAUUGUGUUAAGCAGGGACUCACUGUAAUUUUAACUAUUACUAUUCUCAUCAACUAAAAUGUAUAGACAUAAUCAGGUCAGUUGAAAUGUUUUUUUUAUGCCAAAAUAAUUAUGUGAAUCACUGGGUCAAGGAAAAAAGUUUUUACUGGAAAGGACAAGAAAUACAUUUAGAAAACAAAUAAAAAUGUCAUUGAAGACUCAGUCAAUUAUUCUAAUUUGUGCCAUUUCGUGAUAUCUUGUAAGUCUUGUACCAUCUGCUUCAGAAACUGCUUGGACACAAAGAUAAACUUCACUUCAAGAAUAGUUCUAUUUCUAUGGGACAUAUUUGUGUGACUUACUUGUUGUGUGGCUUCCAUCAAUGAGGUGACAGGAGAGAAACCACAAGUCAGGCAGGAUAGCAUAAUACCAUCUAAACCCAUUGAGCUAAAAAAUCGACCUCGCUAUAAAAAAGAAAAGAUUUUUUUAAUACACAAAAAAAAAAAAUAUAAUCAUUAAAAAAAAUGGAUGGAAAAAAAUAUGAUCAAAUGUUUUUCCUCCACAAGCUACCAUCUUCUACCUAGUGACUCCCCAAGAGAAAGGGUUGGCUAAGAAUAAUAAACAGAUGGUUAAGAACUAAAACAUCUUGGUAACCAAUUUGAAAAUCAGAAUGCCACAGAAAUUAAAUUUUGUGUAAUUACAGAUGAGUGUAAGAAGAAAGAAUCAAUAUUUGACUUACCACUGUAUCUGCCAGUAUAAUUGAUGCAACAUUCUCUGCAGAAAAUAAACCUGAAGUUUCUGAUAUUAAUUUUGUCUCUAAAGGCUGAAAUACAGAGUAGUUAUAUUUAAAUGUUUAAAUAUUCAAAGAAUUUUUUUUUCCUUUCUUCUCUUGUCUUACUAAAACUUAUUUUUGUAUCUCUAUUGGUGGGGUAAAAGUUUUAAUCAACGAAAUAUAAAUAAGCUCACAUAUAACAAAAACAAGAUAAAAUUAAUUUAAUCAGUUGUUGUAAUAGGUAAUUAGGAAAGGUAAAAUACACAACUUGAUAAUUUUUUUUACAAAAAUUUUUUAUGCAGCCAACCAAUUAUGGGCUAACAAUGAAAAAAAAAACAAAAUCAAAUGCUGAAAAAGAUAAUUACUGGGUAUUUAAAACAAACAAACAAAAAAAACUAAUAAAACAUUAAUGUUACAGACAAAAUGUAUCAUACCAGAAAAGUUUGUUUCUAAGGACAAAAGACAAAAAAAAAAAUAAAAUAAAUGUAAGAAUCACAUUUAAAUCAUCAAUACCAACAGUAGAGCUUUGAAGACACGAAACGUACAUAUUCAAGAGUUUUAAGCAAUACUCUUAGAAAAUAGCUCUAGACCUAGACCCAGCUAGAACAGUCUAGAAGUGUGCAGAUAUGAAUAGAUAGAAUUAUAUCCCUUGAUUCAAUUCUAAGCCAACAUGACAUUAACAAUCAAACAGUUUACUGGACAAUUUAAGAAAUUAAGUGUGUAUAUUAAAAGGAAAACAAAAAGUUUAUAACAGUUUUUAGUAUAAAAAUACCUUGUAUUUAAGUAUUAAAAGGAGUUUUCAAAGGAUUUGAGUAUAAUCCCUGCAUUUCAAGGAAGUGUAGUCAUACUUGUUGCUCCUAUGUUGAUGU